Molecule: messenger RNA, 894 nt
Organism: Kluyveromyces lactis
Lineage: Eukaryota; Fungi; Ascomycota; Saccharomycetes; Saccharomycetales; Saccharomycetaceae
Exons: 1
Coding region: 1-894 (297 amino acids)
Biological process (GO): mitochondrial ATP transmembrane transport; mitochondrial ADP transmembrane transport
Cellular component (GO): mitochondrial inner membrane
Molecular function (GO): ATP:ADP antiporter activity
Source: RefSeq, a predicted model, not a curated record
AUGUCUGAUCAAAAGCCUUUGCCAUUCGUCUACCAGUUCAUGGCUGGUGCCGUUGCUGGUGUUUCCGAAAUUUUGGUGAUGUAUCCUUUGGAUAUGGUCAAGACCGUUAUGCAAUUGCAGGUUUCUGGCGGUUCCGGUCCCCAAUACAAAGGUGUUUUCGACUGUUUGAAGCAAAUCGCUGCUAAGGAAGGACCAUCCCGUCUUUACAAGGGUAUCUCAUCUCCAAUUCUAAUGGAAGCCCCAAAGAGAGCUACCAAGUUUGCUUGUAACGAUGAAUUCCAAAAAAUUUACAAAGACUUGUUCGGUGCCGAGAAGUUGACCCAACCAUUAUCUAUUUUGUCCGGUGCUUCUGCUGGUAUUUGUGAAUCGUUCGUCGUUGUGCCAUUCGAAUUGGUCAAGAUUAGAUUACAGGAUGUCUCUUCCAAGUUCACCAGUCCAAUCGCUGUCGUUAAGAAUAUCGUCGAAAAGGAAGGUAUAUUGGCGAUGUACAAUGGGUUAGAAUCUACUAUGUGGAGACAUGGUAUCUGGAAUGCAGGUUAUUUCGGUAUCAUUUUCCAAGUCAGAGCUCUUUUGCCAAAGGCUUCUACCAAAUCUGAACAAACCAGAAACGAUUUGUUAGCUGGUACCGUAGGUGGUACUUUAAGUUCUCUAUUGUCUACUCCAUUCGACGUUGUUAAAUCAAGAGUUCAAAACACUGCCGUCAUCCCUGGUGUCCCAAGAAAGUACAAUUGGAGUUGGCCAGCUUUGGCUACCAUCUACAAGGAAGAAGGUUUCAAGGCUCUAUAUAAGGGUUUCGUUCCAAAGGUCUUGAGAUUGGGUCCAGGUGGUGGUAUCCUAUUGGUGGUUUUCACCGGUGUCAUGGACUUCUUCAGAACUGUCCAUGAAAAGAAAUGA